Fusarium vanettenii 77-13-4 is the source of this 2421-nucleotide messenger RNA. RefSeq lists its product as uncharacterized. The coding region runs from base 696 to 2099 and encodes 467 amino acids. Lineage: Eukaryota; Fungi; Ascomycota; Sordariomycetes; Hypocreales; Nectriaceae. The record is from RefSeq and is a predicted model, not a curated record. The transcript has 4 exons. Gene Ontology annotation, biological process: fungal-type cell wall organization; carbohydrate metabolic process. Gene Ontology annotation, cellular component: fungal-type cell wall. Gene Ontology annotation, molecular function: glycosyltransferase activity; hydrolase activity, hydrolyzing O-glycosyl compounds.
GGAACCAACUUUUGGUGUUUCCUUAAUCCUUCGUUUUUUGUGGUGUUUUUUAUACUUGUUCUUAUUUGCCCUCCUUUAUUCUCUGUUUCCUUUGAAGGAAAGGGAGAUAUCGGCGGCGCUUAUCAAACCGUCCAUUCGCUCACCCCGUCACACAAAAACCGAUCCCGCAAACCAACACACGCCCCCCGAUCGCCCGAUCCGAAGCACAGCGAAAGUGCAGCGCAGCACCACGCGACGUCUUCAGUUUUUACUCUCGCUAGGAAGAAAGUUCAACGAGAUCGACAAACAGCCUAGGGAGCGUUGAAAAGAAGACAUUUUGGAAAAGAGACGCGCAAACUGUAUCGCGGCCCGCAUUCCAACAACGCCUGUUUUUCUCUUGCAACUGCUCGCUUGAUAUCGGCCAAGCAAAACAGCCAAGCCAAGCUCUCUCCCCUAAUAACGGCCAACUGCACCUAAAUCAACAACAAUCAGAGUCGUUCGUUUUUUCUGGGUUGAUUUGAUUGUUAAUUUUUCUUUUCUUUUGCUCUUCUUGGAUAAUUCCUCUUUUUUUCUCUUUCGCGGCAGUCGUCACCUCGCAUUCGACCUGCCAUAUCUGUUAAUAUUUGAUUGCGAACCUCUUGUCGCUUGAUACCGACUCGAGGUACUUUUUCGCAACAGCAUAUUCGACUGCAUCGUUUUACUCGACAAUAUUCAUAAUGUUGCGAUCUCUUGCUGUGGCUGCCCUCUUGGGCGCCGCUUCGGUCAGCGCUCAAACCGUCAAGUGCACCGCCAACAGCAAGUGUCCCAAGGAAUCUCCUUGCUGCUCCACUUAUGGUGAAUGCGGUGUUGGCGCAUACUGCCUCGGUGGUUGCGACCCUACCAUGUCCUUCACCCUCGACUCUUGCGUCCCCGCGCCCGUCUGUGAGGACCGCACAAUGAAGAUGAACUCGCUUGACCGCAUCACCGACAUCGGCAAGUACCUUGGUGACUCCUCCAAGAGUGACUGGGUUGCCCAGGGCGAACCCGCCGUCUUCAAGGACAAUGUGCUCCUCACCAUGCCCAAGGACAGUGUCGGCACUCUCCUGUCCUCCACCGUCUACAUGUGGUACGGCAAUGUUAAGGCUCGCUUCAAGACCAGUCGCGGCCGUGGUGUCGUUACUGCCUUUAUCCUGUUCUCUGACGUAAAGGAUGAGAUCGACUACGAAUUUGUCGGUGUCGACCUCGAGACUGCCCAGACCAACUAUUACUUCCAGGGCAUUACCAACUACGAGAACUCGGAGAACAUCACCCUGUCUGACACCUUUGAGAACUUUCAUGAGUACGAGAUCCGCUGGACUCCCGAAAAGAUUGAGUGGUACAUCGAUGGCAAGCUCGGCCGCACCAAGGAGAAGAAGGAGACCUGGAACGCGACCUCGCAGAACUUUGACUUCCCCCAGACUCCUUCCCGUGUGCAGCUCUCCCUCUGGCCUGGCGGCAAGGAGACGAACGCCGAGGGUACGAGGGCCUGGGCUGGUGGUACCAUUGACUGGGAGGCUGCCGAUAUCCAGAACAACGGAUACUUCUAUGCUACCUUUUCCGAUGUCGAGAUUGAGUGCUUCAACUCUCCUACCGCGCCUGGCACCAACAAGGGCAAGAGUUACUGGUACAACAAUGUUCGCGGUACCAACGACACCAUUGUCGAUGGCGACAAGGACCACAUCAUUGCUUCUCUCCAGGCUACCGGUACCGACAUGGAUAAGGGCAAGAAGAAGGACAAGGACGAAGAUGACGACGAGCCUGCCACCAUUCCCGGUGGUGGCAGCGGAGCUCCUGCCAACGAUCACAGCGAGGACAAGGAUAGCUCCAGUGGCUCUGGCUCUAGCUCUGGUUCUGGCUCCAGCUCUGGUGGUUCUGGCAGCAGCUCAGGUAGCGACUCGAGCGAUGACUCGAGCAGCGACACGCCUGCUGACACCACUAACUGUGACACAACCAGCUUCAACCAGGAUUGCAGUAGCUCCAGCUCCAGCUCCAGCUCAGAAAGCUCCAGCUCCGACUCGAGCAAGGGCUCUAAUGCUGGCUCAAAGAACGGCGCCAGCGCUUUCGCAAUCCUCAUUGCUGGCUGCGCUCUGUACUGGCUAUGAUAGUUGUCUCGUCUCUUCAUGUCCGCCCUGCUCUUGUUCCUCACCGACGGUCCCCUUUUUUCUGAUUAUAUAGCAUCUCUUUGUGUUUAUUUGUGUUUUCUGCUCUGAUGAAACAAUGGCUUUUGCGGACCGGCGCGUCCUUGGGCCUUGGAUGUAAUGGCUCUUUUUCUUGUGAUUAUAUUUUGUUCACGGUGAGGGGGAGGACACCAGUAAAGACCCAUGAUGGGGCCAGGACGAACACGCGGGGUAGAGAGUGAAAAGAGAGAGAUCAAGAUAAUGUGGAGGUAAUGGCUACGGCCGUCCACUCCCUACACUGAAACUU